AUGCCUCUGCCCCCUCCCAUAUCCGCUCCCGCGAGGCAAACAAUAAAGGCAGCGUUUGAAGAUCUCGAUCGCACAAUUACUCCUGCAGAUUCGCGCGACUUUCGUGUUUCGACUCUUGCACAAGUACGAGAUGCGGCUCUUGAGAUUGAGUGGCAGCUCGCAGCGCGGGGGUCACUUCGCAACAUGCGCCGGCUUAUGCCUCUUUUUAGGGGAAUAGAGCACUAUUCUAAAGUGAUAGAUGUUCUAUGUAAUGGCACCCCGUAUCUACCAUGGAUAUGGGCGCCAGUUGCUCUAAUUCUCCGCGUCGCCUCGGAAUAUGUCGACGCAUUCGAGCAAAUUAUCAAGGGCUACUCACAACUUGCAGAAUCACUGGGAAGAUUUGAGCUCUUGGGAAAUGCUUUCAUUCGCGAUCCAGAUUUUCAGCAAACUUUGGCUGUCUUUUAUGCGGACAUUCUGCAGUUCCACAAACAUGCCUACAAGUUUGUGCGGCGAAGUGGGUGGAAGUUGCUUUUCCUCACCACUUGGGGCCGAUUCCAGAGACGAUUUGACAAUAUUCUUGAAGAUAUGAAGCGACACGAGGCGUUAAUUGACCGAGAAGCAAAUGCGCGCAACAUUGCCGAAUCAAAAGAAAUGCGUCAAGAUAUCCGCCGCUGGAGAGAGCAGAGUCUCGAGCAGGUGUCCAAUCUUGAUGGGGAAGAGGCUGCUAAGCAAUACCAAUCUAUCAUCUCAUGGUUAAACAUGGAUGAAUCGGAUCAAUUGGCAAUCUUCGAAUCAAUAUCAGCCGAAGGGCGAAAACAUCCGGGCACUUGUUCAUGGGUGCUGAAAAAUCCCAAAAUCAGCUCCUGGCUUCAGAGCAAGCCUGACACAUCGGUCCUCUGGCUACAAGGCACGCCGGGGUCUGGAAAGAGUGUGAUAUCGACACAGCUCGUCAACUUUAUGCAAGCAUCCAAUAUGUUUGUCAUCCAUCAUUUUUGCACGUAUUUAUACACAUCGUCUACAACUUACGAGCAGAUAUUGAAGUCUUUACUCAUGCAACUACUUCGGAAAGAUGGCGAUUUGGUCGCUCAUGUCUAUGAAGAAUUUGUUCUAGGGAAAAAAUCCCCGACAGUACCCGCCCUUGAACGUCUUUUACAACUCCUAUUUAAAAGCAUAUCCAACGAACCAUCCAAGGCGGAAUACGUGUGGAUCAUUCUAGACGGCUUAGACGAAUGCGAACUGGAAAAGCAAGCACGAAUAGUAAGCUUGAUGAAUCAGGUUGCGUCAGACCGAUCAUCGCCAGGAAAUACGACCUGCAAAGUUCUCAUCUCAAGUCGUACCUCUUCAAUUCUAUCAAACUGUUUACGCAAAAAGCAGACAAUCUCUCUAAGCGAUGAAAAAGGCUGCUUAGAGGAGGCGAUACUCGACAAUAUCGAGCGCGGGAUUGCAAAAAAGGCAGAUGGAAUGUUUCUUUACGCCAGACUGGUCCUGGAUUAUCUCUCGACGAACAUCUUCUAUAGCGGGGAUGAAAUCAUGACCUCUGUCAAUCAGUUGCCGGAAAAGCUUAGCGAUUUCUACCGUAAAAUUCUCCUCCAAAUACUCACCCACUUGGAUAUCCGAUCGGAAAAUCGCGUUAAAAGUAUUCUCAGCUGGAUCGCAUUUGCGAAACGGCCACUGAAGAGGCUCGAGCUGUUGUCUGCAAUUACAUUUAGUUCUGGGGAUCCUGAGGUCACGAACCUUGUUCCUGAGUAUAUACUAGAUAUAUGCGGCCCUCUGAUUGAAGAAAGAGGCGAUACAACUUUGACAUUUAUUCACGUCUCCGUCAAAGAGUUUUUACAAACUCCUUCGAGCAGCUUGACUAUCACUCAAGAAGAGUCGUUUCAAGAACAUGGGGUAGCUACUGUUUCCUGUCUUCUGUCUGGACUACGGAUUUUUAGCAAGGUUUACCCAGAGCAGGCCAGAUACCUCCGGGUUAUCAAGGGUCUCCAUGGAUUUCAUGUCUACGCCACUGAAUACUGGACUGAAUACUUGCUGUCCAGUGUCAAGUUCGCUAGAGAAGACCUAGACAACACUUCCCGGCUACUCGUCCUUGCCUGCAAAUUGGCGGAUACACUCAACGAAACGAGUUACCCCGCGAUCAGUGAAGAUGCUAAGAGUCCGCCGAAUGGAUUGAAUGACCGAACGUCAUUCCUGCGACAGCACCCAACUCUUUAUAAGCAUGUUGAAGCAGCCUUGAAAGGAAGAUCCCUCAAGCGACUUGAAGCGGAGCUUUUCCCAGAAACAAAUCUCGAUGGAACAUGCCGAUCAUCGAAGAAUUUAGCUCCUUUGGACGGGAUAUCAGCCAUGCUUACAGUGUAUCAAGAUACUGUCAGAUCAUUACUUGAUCAACACGAUUAUCCAGGAGUCACUGCUGAGGAACUGGAGCUGUUUAAGAGUCAGUUUCGUACCUCGGCGUUUACCUGUCGGCUCAAGUCUUGUCCUCGAGCUACAUUAGGUUUCGAGUCUGAGAAACAUUGUCUUCAGCACGAGAUGACGCACAUACGACGACUUCGAUGCACUGCUGCCGAUUGCAAAUUUCCGCCUUUUGUCUCUCCCCAAGCAUUGAAGAUCCAUACCAGCAAAUACCACAGUCAUGGCCUUCUUCCAAAGUCUAUACGCAGUAUUCAGGUAUCACCACAGAAAAUAGGUAUCCUUGUGUACCAGAAAGAUCUUUCAGAUAUUCGUCAGAACGAGAGCUUGCCACAAAAAGCCGACCAAAAGGCUCAAGAAGGCCAGGAGAAGCGGAAACUCUCAUUUCAAAAUGAUGAAGACCCUUCCAACCACACGUUGUCACCUGUCGAUCCGUCGGCCGCUGAUACAGUUUCUUCCACCACGUCCCAGUUCUUUCCCAUAUAUUGCUCUUUUCCCAAUUGUGUAAACAUAACAGAUGCAAGUUUCGAUUCUCUCUGUGCUGCUCAUUUGGAUCAUUAUCAGGCUUUUGCUAAGAAAGACCUUGAUCCUGAGUCAACGGAAUCUGCACCAAGUACAUUGAAGACGAUAGUCGAAACCUCAGAACAAGACAUCACGCCACUUGAUGAGCCAUCCGUUGGACGAAAUGUUACUCCUCUCGAGGUUCUAGCAGAUGAAAACUCAGAACAGAUGGCAAAGCUACAACUGCCAGAAGGAACAGAUGCAUAUGUGACACCAACGUUGACCAAGGGCCAGAUUGAGACCCCUACCGGUACCUCUGCUGCGGCAGAGCCCAAUUUAUCGCCUUCUGGACCCCCCUCUCCCAUGACACCGGGUGUUCCAAUUGAAACAUCCGAAAGCCACUGGGAUGCAGAGGGAGAGAAGAAAAUCUACCCGAGUGGAAGGCUUAUGGGAAGUAGGAAGUAUCGUUGUCAAACAUUUCUUUGGCCAAAUCAAGGAGAUGAUCUUUAUAUGCUGGAGAUGGACUACAUGCAUACAUUAGCAGCAGAUAAUGAUAUGAAGCUUAUUUCGACAGGUUUCUGGCCACGAGGCAUUCGGGUUAAGUCUGCGGAUGAAGUGAGUUAUCUCAUGGCCCAGAAUGUCUUGCAUCAUGGGAGCAUCCUCCACAACGUAUUUGUUGUGAAGGCACGAAGCGUGUUUCGUCAAUUCGGGCACCUGGUGAUUGAGGGUGGCAGACCCGUCCAUGACGACUACUGGGUAGCCGAUGCCCGGAAACAAUUGAAAGACAAGAUAAUGAAACAAAUAGAAAGCAGUCUUUUGCAGAAUUAUCGAAUACAGAAACGAUUUGGGAUCGUGGCUGGAAGAUCGGUAGCGCAAGCCGCGAACCUUGCCUCUGAGCGGCACUUGGAUGCGAAAGUCACUGCAUAUGGUGGAAUAGAAAACAUCCCAGAUGAUGAGAUUGCAAACAUUAUGGACAAUGCUCUUGCUCAUCUCGGGCAAACAUACAACUUCUGA
This is a messenger RNA of Trichoderma breve, 3900 nucleotides long. Its product is annotated as chromatin remodelling complex rsc7/Swp82 subunit domain-containing protein. The record is from RefSeq and is a predicted model, not a curated record. The transcript has 7 exons. NCBI's taxonomy places the organism in Eukaryota, Fungi, Ascomycota, Sordariomycetes, Hypocreales, Hypocreaceae. The coding region runs from base 1 to 3900 and encodes 1299 amino acids.